Messenger RNA from Achroia grisella, 399 nucleotides. RefSeq names its product cytochrome c oxidase subunit NDUFA4 (gene ND-MLRQ). The record is from RefSeq and is a predicted model, not a curated record. The transcript has 3 exons. NCBI's taxonomy places the organism in Eukaryota, Metazoa, Arthropoda, Insecta, Lepidoptera, Pyralidae. Bases 88 to 333 code for a protein of 81 amino acids.
ACUCAGUUCAAUAUAUUUAUCCUACGUCGUUCACUGCAAUAUUUGUUUGAACUCUAAUUUACUACGGAUCAAGCGUAAACAGACAAAAUGCAAGGAUUAUCACUUCAGAGCUUGAAAAAACACAAAGCCUUGAUCCCGUUGUACGUGUGUACUGCGCUGGGGUGCGGCGGUGCGCUCGUGUAUUUAGCACGGCUUGCGUUUCGCUCCCCUGACGUUUCAUGGAACAAGAAGUCCAACCCUGAACCCUGGGAAGAGUACAGGGCAAAACAAUACAAGUUCUACUCACCCAUCAGGGACUACUCCAAGGAAGAAUCACCAGCACCCAAGUUUUAAAUUGUAUAAAUUAUGUACUGCAAUAGAUAUUUAUGAUUUAAUAAAAUAGUUAUGUGAUACUUCAAA